GGGCCUGACCCCCCCGGGCCAGCCCCCCCUCCCCCAGCUCCGCGGCCCGCCGAUUGGGGGGGCCCAGCCCAGCCCCCUGGGGACCCCCGGAGAGGUGGGGAGCAGCCGGGGGGGGCCGGGACGGAGCUGUCGCCGGCCCCCACCGGAGGGACGGGGCGACCUGCCGCCGGGGGGGCGGCCGGGGGGCCGGUCGGGCCGGGACCAAGGGCACCAUGUCGUCCGGGGCCAAGGAGGGGGGGCGGGGGCUCCCCCGCCUACCACCUCCCGCACCCACACCCACACCCACCCCAGCACGCCCAAUAUGUGGGCCCCUAUCGGCUGGAGAAGACGCUGGGCAAAGGACAGACAGGGCUGGUUAAACUCGGGGUCCACUGCAUCACGGGCCAGAAGGUUGCCAUCAAGAUCGUGAACCGAGAGAAGCUGUCCGAGUCGGUGCUGAUGAAGGUGGAGAGGGAGAUCGCCAUCCUGAAGCUCAUUGAACACCCACACGUCCUCAAGCUGCAUGAUGUCUACGAGAACAAGAAAUAUUUGUACCUGGUUCUAGAGCACGUCUCUGGAGGUGAGCUGUUUGACUACCUGGUAAAGAAGGGGAGACUGACACCCAAGGAGGCCCGGAAGUUCUUCCGCCAGAUAGUAUCGGCGCUGGACUUCUGCCAUAGCUACUCCAUCUGCCACAGAGACCUGAAGCCCGAGAACCUGCUUUUGGAUGAGAAAAACAACAUCCGCAUCGCGGACUUUGGCAUGGCGUCCCUGCAGGUGGGGGACAGCCUCCUGGAGACCAGCUGUGGGUCCCCCCACUAUGCGUGUCCGGAGGUGAUUAAGGGGGAGAAGUAUGACGGCCGCCGAGCGGACAUGUGGAGCUGUGGAGUCAUUCUCUUUGCCCUGCUUGUGGGGGCUCUGCCCUUUGAUGACGACAAUCUCCGCCAGCUGCUGGAGAAGGUGAAAAGGGGCGUCUUCCACAUGCCCCACUUCAUUCCUCCAGACUGCCAGAGCCUCCUGAGAGGGAUGAUCGAAGUGGAGCCUGAGAAAAGGCUCAGUCUGGAGCAAAUUCAGAAACAUCCCUGGUACCUGGGCGGGAAACACGAGCCGGACCCCUGUCUGGAGCCAGCCCCAGGCCGCCGGGUGGCCAUGCGGAGCCUGCCAUCAAACGGAGAGCUGGACCCCGACGUCCUGGAGAGCAUGGCUUCGCUGGGCUGCUUCAGGGACCGCGAGCGGCUGCACCGCGAACUGCGCAGCGAGGAGGAGAACCAAGAAAAGAUGAUCUAUUAUCUGCUUUUGGAUCGGAAGGAGCGCUAUCCCAGCUGUGAAGAUCAGGACCUGCCUCCCAGGAAUGAUGUUGACCCACCUCGGAAACGUGUGGAUUCCCCUAUGCUGAGCCGUCACGGGAAGCGGCGGCCAGAGCGGAAGUCCAUGGAAGUACUGAGCAUCACAGAUGCUGGGGGUGGUGGCUCCCCAGUGCCUACCCGGCGGGCCCUGGAGAUGGCCCAGCACAGUCAGAGGUCUCGUAGUGUCAGUGGAGCCUCCACCGGUCUGUCCUCCAGCCCUCUGAGCAGCCCAAGGAGUCCUGUCUUUUCCUUCUCGCCUGAGCCCGGGGCUGGAGAUGAGGCUCGGGGUGGGGGCUCCCCGACUUCCAAAACGCAGACGCUGCCUUCUCGAGGCCCCAGGGGUGGGGGCGCCGGGGAGCAGCCCCCGCCCCCGAGUGCCCGCUCCACACCCCUGCCUGGCCCCCCAGGCUCCCCGCGCUCCUCUGGGGGAACCCCCUUGCAUUCGCCCCUGCACACACCCCGGGCCAGCCCCACCGGGACGCCGGGAACAACGCCACCCCCAAGCCCCGGUGGUGGUGUCGGGGGAGCCGCCUGGAGGAGUCGUCUCAACUCCAUCCGCAACAGCUUCCUGGGCUCCCCUCGCUUUCACCGGCGCAAGAUGCAGGUCCCCACUGCUGAGGAGAUGUCCAGCUUGACUCCAGAGUCUUCUCCAGAGUUGGCAAAACGCUCCUGGUUUGGGAAUUUCAUCUCCUUGGACAAAGAAGAACAAAUAUUCCUUGUGCUAAAGGACAAACCUCUCAGCAGCAUCAAAGCGGACAUUGUUCACGCCUUCCUGUCGAUCCCCAGCCUGAGUCACAGUGUGCUGUCACAGACCAGCUUCAGGGCCGAGUACAAGGCCAGUGGCGGCCCAUCCGUCUUCCAGAAGCCCGUCCGAUUCCAGGUAGACAUCAGCUCCUCAGAGGGCCCGGAGCCUUCCCCACGAAGGGAUGGCAGCGGUGGUGGUGGCAUCUACUCUGUCACCUUUACUCUCAUCUCCGGUCCCAGCCGUCGGUUCAAGCGAGUUGUGGAGACCAUCCAGGCACAGCUGCUGAGUACUCACGACCAGCCCUCCGUGCAGGCCCUGGCAGACGAGAAGAAUGGGGCCCAGACUCGGCCUGCUGGUACCUCACCCAGAAGCCUGCAGCCCCCGCCUGGCCGCCCAGACCCAGAGCUGAGCGGCUCUCCCCGCCGAGGCCCCGCUAAGGACAAGAAGCUCCUGGCCACCAACGGGACUCCUCUGCCCUGA
This is a messenger RNA of Panthera uncia (snow leopard), 2550 nucleotides long. RefSeq names its product BR serine/threonine kinase 1 (gene BRSK1). Gene Ontology annotation, molecular function: tau-protein kinase activity; ATP binding; protein serine/threonine kinase activity. Lineage: Eukaryota; Metazoa; Chordata; Mammalia; Carnivora; Felidae. The transcript has 19 exons. The annotation marks the transcript as partial. Gene Ontology annotation, cellular component: cytoplasm. Gene Ontology annotation, biological process: microtubule cytoskeleton organization; intracellular signal transduction; protein phosphorylation. The record is from RefSeq and is a predicted model, not a curated record.